Anopheles darlingi is the source of this 8658-nucleotide messenger RNA. RefSeq lists its product as uncharacterized. Lineage: Eukaryota; Metazoa; Arthropoda; Insecta; Diptera; Culicidae. The record is from RefSeq and is a predicted model, not a curated record. Bases 3366 to 4250 code for a protein of 294 amino acids. The transcript is spliced from 2 exons.
UAUUCUUGUUUUUGAUAAAAGUGUUGAUCUCAGCGAAGGAACAAUAUUUCAUCGUCAAAAAUAUCUAUCGAAAACUAUUGAUUGAAAUAUUAAUUGAAAAUUCCAUUUUUCCUCCGCGGCUCGCCUGAGAAUUAAUCUUCGCAAACGCAUAAAUCAUGAAACUUGUGCUGCAUUACAGAAUAUUAAAACUCAUUCAUUCGCUAUGGUGCAGUGUUUGCGCCGUAAGGUUCGAUCUGCCUGCUUCUCAAUUAGUUUCCAUUCAUCCAUGUUAGGAUGCCCAUUUGCCGUGGAGAACGGUAAGCCGUCGUCUGCACCGCAUGUGCAAUCUAAGGCAGCAAAAAGUUUUUAAUUAAUGGAGUGCUGCUGUACAGUUUCCCCUGGUUCUCCUUACUCUCUUGCGUUGCACUUUUUUUGUUGUAGAAUUCUUUUUUAUCUCAUUGCAACUUUUCGCCCCGAGGAUGGAGGAAAGUUUUCCAGGAUUUAAUUGCACGCAAACGGGUGAUACAAACCGAACACUGUCAGUCAAUGGAAGUUUGAUGUUUCUCCCAUUGUGAACACGACACACUGGGUCGAGAAUUGCAAAUCAGUGUGAAAGUUCUUGCACGUAGAGUUCAUAGCAAAAAGCCUGUUCAAAGGUGUGCAGUCCUGGCAGUAAAUGGUGUAUAACAAACAAAUUAAUACUAUCCGUUUACCACUUGAUACUUCGACUUGUCCAAUUUAAUUUUCCUGUGUAUUGAGUGUUGAGUUAAAGUUGAAACUACCUAGUGUAAUCGAAGUUUUUGAUUUUUUUUUGUAUUUUAUCCUGUUUGGCUAUGAUGAACAACUGUGCCGUGUGGUCACUGUAGCCCACGAAGAAUGUCAUCGAUCUCGAGGGCCGGCGAGACUAUCCAUGACCCGCAUUUCCAAUAAUAAACUUUUUGUCCUCGGUUAAUGGAAAUGAAAAUUGAACCGAGCGAGCUGUCAAUAAUUAAGCGAACAUAUUGUCUUUCUGCCAGGUCGUUGGGGCGUGGUCACGUGCGCGAACGUAUGGGAAGGACAUGGGACCAACUUUUUGCUACCCAUCGCUUCUGAUGAUGCAAGUACUCAGCGCGGUGCUGCUGUAAAAGAUCAAUAUUUCAUUUAUUUUCCUAAUGAUUUGUUUCGUCUUCGUCGUUCGUUGACUGAUUAAUGUAAACUAUUUAUUUAUGGUGUUUAUAUCACCUUUAGAAUUUGACUCCUGCGAAGCUAUUCUCGAAAGAACACAACAAAGCCAUCAAACGGGUACAUUCAUAGUUAAUCAACUGUUUAUAAAGUCCGCAAAUAUCAUUUUAAUCCAAUGUUUGAUGUUGAAUUAGAGAGUCUGGCUGAAUUAGAGAGGUGAGAAUUAAUAUUGCGGAAACAAUGAUGGUCAUUUUAGUCGCGAUUAGUUAAGAAGGUGUUGAAAACAAAUGAAAAGGAUAUUUUAGCAUCGAUAUGGUAAAUCAAUAGUCGAGUUCAUUUCCUUUGUCCAAAUUGGACCAAUAAAUAAUGAAAGUUGGCGUGAAACUGAAAUAUAAAACACUCGAUCCCACGCAACGAUUCCCUUCAGUGUCAUCCAGUUCGAAUUAUGGCAAUCGAAAUGGAAAAUAAUACCGCCAUGCAGUGGCUGUUUGGGUAGGGACGCAACUUUCAUCGUCAUACCAACCACCCGCCAUCGGUAUUAUCAUUAUCAUCAACAUCUACCAUUGAUUAUUCCACGGCAUUAACUCGAAUGACUUAUGAAGCAUAAGGGACUAUGGCAGCUAAGCCGGUCUGAAGCUGAAUGACGUUCGACGUGCUCGAGACAACAAGCGGCCCUUGGUGAAAUGGGUUUUCAUCGUUCCCGGACCGCGAUGCGCGAUGAUGGGAAUGGGUUUUAAAUGGCCACCAAAACAAUCUACCAAACCACCACCAUGAACUGACAUGAACGGAGCAGAGGUGUAUCCCUUAAAAUGGUGGAAAUGUGUUUUACGCGUCUAGCACUUGGAAAGGAAAGGUUUUUCUCUUUUUUUUGCCGUUUUCAAUUUUUACUUUUAUGGAUUUUUCUGCCCCAUUUCACGCACCAACUGAAGAGGGGAAAUUCAUCAUUGAAAACGAUUGACGUUCGCUUCCUGCUGGAGGCAUUCUUGAUCGACUGCUCAUUCAUUUCGAUGCUAGUCAAAAGUGGUUCUAGAGGGGUUUGCAAUUGCCAUGGGAGGUACUACCUUAGUAGAUCUGUGGAAUUUGCAGCCAAAGCUAGUAAGAUCCAUGUGGUUUUGUAAGAUAAAAUGGUACGAAAUGAGAAACUGGUUUCGUUUUAAUUAAAACCAUUCAUUACAAUUCUGAUAUUGUAUUUUGUGAGUUUAAGAUAGUGUCACCUUUGGACAAUUCGUGUCAGUGAGGCACACAGUUAACUAGAAUGCUAUUGAUCGAGUCGCAAAAUGAGAUUUAUUUGAAAUUUCUCUGUACAGUUCACUCGCUCACUGUGGCAGAUAUAUCACAUUAACCCAUGCGGCACUUCACUAUUAAAAUUUCAUCAAAGUGACACCUCACUUCGUCUAAUUACAAUUUAGCUAAAGCUGUGUAAUCACACCGAUCCAGCACCGUACCUACGUCCAUGUCUAGCUAAAUGCAUGUUUAAUGCAGUGCAGCACCAGCAGAUGUUAGAUUCACUCAAACCGUCCGCAACCACAACUGACAGCCCUUCAGAGAGUGCCCUUCCGAACGAAUUGCAAUUAUUAAACCACAGACAUCGGUGCGUUGUGGCUACGGCAACUGUCACUAUUCAAAGUGCUACAGAAGCGGGCUUAGAUAUAUGCACCGACAUCAUUACUGAUUGACGGUUAGGUUGAAUAUUUGAUUGACCAGCAUCAAGCUUGUCUGUGGUAUAGAAAUGUUGGUUACUACUUACGUGUCGACACCGAGCUAAAUACAUUUCACGCAAACAUCACAACAAAGGGAUACUGUUGUCAAAUGGGUUGUUAUGUCGAACAAAUUGUCAUUCAAAUUGUAUUAGUUAAAGUCUCGAAGGUAUUACGUGGACCACGAACUUGUUUGGAACUAAAAGCACUUGAACAAACAAUCGGGAAUGCUUUCUUUUCUCUUAGUUGUUUCACUGGGCCCCGAAAUGCUGUCGUUUCGCGCGUUUUCACCCACUGUCAACGCCUAACUGACGUGUCUAGAUCGAAAGAGCCAGUCGCCUCCCAGAUUGACAACCCCAAAUCUGUUCAGCUGUACCAACAGAUCCCAUCCGCUCCUCGUUCUUGCAACCCAAGUCUUGGAUGUGUUGGCCUCCAUCUUCUUUUCGAGCUCGUGGUGAUCAUCAGUUGCAGUAAAGUUCUCGAUAUAAGUGAACCUGGUGCUUGGUUUUAACAUUCUGGAAAAGUGAGAUGUUUGGUGGUAGCUGGAUUACUGGCCGUUCCCUGGUGGGGUUUCUGGUGAUCUCAUCCGGGCUGCUGGUCACCUGUAGCGGCUCGAAAAAUUUUCGCGCAUCGAGAGAACACAGAAGUAGGGAUGUAAAACCUGACGGAGCACCAAGUUUGAAGCCGGUAAAUGAUCGGCUCUUGAGCCACGUCAACCGGUUCAAGGUUUUACGCGAUGAUCUGCAUAGGCUCCAGACUUCGAAGGAGGAAAUGCAACCGUUAGCGUACCUUAAAGAGAUGAUGCGCGUCAUGGAUGCGCUGCAGUCGAUGGGUAAAGAAUGGAAAGACAUCGAGGAUUUGCAAAAGAAGGGCCCCAACGACGAGUUCAUAUCGAUGCUGGAAGAGAUGGAUCCGCUCUGUGCCAAUCGCAUACCUCGCACCCCGGACAAGGAAAUCGAACUGCGUUGCUCCUAUUUCUAUAUGAACGGAGAUCCUUUCUACCGUAUUGGCCCGCUCAAACGCGAGGAGAUAAACAAGAAUCCAUCCGUAGUGAUCUACCGGGAUUACAUCACCGAGAACGAGGUGAAAAUUGCGAAAGAGACAAGUGUCGUCGACCUGUCGAUAUUCAAGCGGAUCAAACUGGUGGCCAAGGAUGCGUUUAAUAUUGCCGUACGAAGAGUUGGUGAAAAGGGUUACAACGGGUCUGAGGUCAAGCAUUAUGGACUCAGCGUUAUGCUCUACCUGGAAACUUCUGGUCAUCAUGGUAACACGCUUUUUAAGGCAGGAAAGUAUGUGGUAUCACCAACCAGUGGAAGUCUGAUGGUAUCCGAGAGGCAUCCAUCCAUCUGUCCGGCGGACAAACCGUUGCUCGCUAUCACCAACUUCGAUGUGGUGCCAACAAGAAAGCAAUAAACUGAGAGACUGAUUGGCAUUCGGCAUUCCGGGCCGGAAGGCUGUUAUGCUGGAUGAAAAAAACCUCAACAAUCUCGAAUCCAUUUCGUUCAGAGCACGGGUUUGCAUCUACUAAAAUAUGCAGCCGCGUGGUUUUCAGAGAAUGCUCCCGAAAGAACUAUUCGCCUAUCCUCCAACCUGAAAUGGAAAACCAUUCGACUGGAACCCUUUAACUGAAUUUGAAUAUCAUCGUCAUGUAAUGUCAUCAACGUUAGAUCCAGGGUUCUGACGAUUACAGCCUUUAGUUCUUCAAACACAGGUGUACCGGGAUGAUAGCUGAUGUUUGCUCAUUUCCAUAUUUGUUUCAUCACCUUUUGUCUAUUCCUCAAAUGAUCAGCAUGGUGAUCGGUGGUAUUUUCCCUAUCAUGGCGCCGUAGAAGCUGUCGUUUCUCAGGUUCGAAAAUGUAUCAUCACACGAUUCAGUGUGGAAACAGCACCGUGCAUCCUCCUGCCGGUGGUGCUGAUUGGUAUUCCCAAAUGUUUGCCGAAACAGUGGAAGCGGAUUCAAUCAACAUCAAACGAAAAUUGGGAACUCCGCUCUACCGUUACGAUGCCAUGAGAAUACUGCGCUUGAAGAGUGUCUUUCGUGUGCAUGCAGAAUGCGGAGAGGAGCAGAUAUUUGGGCUGAUUUUGAUAAAGUUGAAGCGUGAAAGAACAGGACAACGUUAGAUGCACGGAAGUUACUAUAAAAUAUGAAUAGCUUUUUCAAACCAAAAAACUAAUCAUUUUAAAAUAUUUUAAAUUUAAAGGGACCUUGCAUUGCACACCUGUACUGUACAGUUGUAAAACCAAAAUAGUGCAUUCAAACAUUGUUCAAAUAUUAGAGAGUAAAAAUAUCGGAGUGGAAAUUCAAUCAAAUUACGCCCAUCAACGCUCGAGGAAAUGGGCACUAUACGAACAUGUCACUUCAUCUUCUGGAAAGCUUUCCUUACCACGGGGGGAGAAGCUAUGAUGUUUGUCGAAAAAAUGAAUAAAAUCCCCUCUCGUACAUUCUCGACCGGUGAUUGCUGCUGUCGACAAAAUGAUGGUUCCAAAGAGUUGGAUGCAUUUGCAUUCGUUCUCGUCUCUGUACCUGCCAGCCACAUCAGCUCACACAUCAUCCAUGAGUUUCGGGGAAGCUGUCAGCAGCAGGAGUCCUUAGUUCGCUGCGAAAUCAUCCUGUGGUAGGGGGUAAAGCUGUGUGCCUGUAAAAUAAACGAUUUGAUCCAAUUUUGUUCCCGGAACUAAUUAGUAGCAGGUAGCAGAUUGCGAUUCCAUGUUCCAUCCCUAUAUUGACAGGUUAGUUGGUGCUUGAUUUUCAUUUCACAUCCUGCCUAGGUCGAGUGGCAUUGGGGCACGUUAAACACUUGAGAGAAGUGUGGGCUUGGAAUACGUUUGACUGUUAACAUUCUAUUCAUUACCGUUUCAUUCCGUUUCAGUUUACGUAGACAUUUCGAAUUUUAAGGGAAAAUAUGUUGUACGCAAGCGCCAUUGGAUUCCAUUUUGAAAUCAAGUGGCUAAUAGAAAAAAAAAGUUUUAAUAAGAACUGUGUGCAUAUUUUAUGCUAAAAGCAUUAUGGUGCUUUACCAUUUGGUGGCAUUAAAAAUGUAUCGGCUCGUUUGGAUGCUACAAAGGGAAAAUUACAAAAUGAGAUGGAUUAGCAGUAUCAUACAUAAUUUUACUGGAUGACACUGAUUUUUUUUCUAGAAAAUAUUGAUUUUCACAAAUUUUCGGUAAUAAAUGGGAUAGACUAGAACAUACAAAAAUAUUCAAAUGAAAAAAUAUAAUAUAAAUAUCUAGAAUCUUUAUACAGCCAGCCAAACAAAAGCAAUCCAUUAACGUUUCUCUACAUCACUGCCAACGAACGAUUAUGGCGUCGACGCAACUGCUGAUCCGGCGUAACAUAGCCGUAGAUCUCAAUCCCAAGUUCCCAUGGCAAUAGUAGAUGAACUGAACCUUCUUUCCUAGCUGCUUCCUCUAGUACUGCCGUUCGUAGAAGCCCUGAACUAAUUGGCUUUGAUAAGUUAACGUUUCUCUAUCCGGCGGAGACGUUAAUUUAAACAGGAAACAUACUUGAAGUGUUCGCGAAUUACGCCUGCUGGCAAACAUCGCUAACGAGAUGGAGAUUAGGUUAAUGACACGUCCCUCACGAUGAUGAAAAUAUAUUUAAAAAAACUUUUAACUGAAACUCAAAAACGAAAACGAAACAUGUAGCUUCAGAAUACUUCCCGAGGCGUUGCUUCCAAGAUAUGGUUGAAUGUUUCGCGAAGAGGAUUCCCUUCUUCGCUAAUGAACGAACAAGAGUGAAGUCAAGAUGAGAGAAAGAUAAAAAGCUUUUGCAGACCUGCUCAACGGCAAACAUGCUUUAACAUCGCUAUUUUCCACUUUGGUGACCCGCUCGGACAUCGAAGGAGAACUGUAAGCUAAAGGUCCGGCAUCUCUCCGUUUGUUAGAGCUCUUCAUUAGAAUCCCAUCGGAAUCCGAAAUUACUUGAUCCGCACACCAGCGACCUAGAGGGAACUCGAGUAGUGGAUGCCGCUCAAUUGUGAUUAAUUUUAAUGAAUCCUUUGCAGCUGAUGUUGGAUGCCACUCGAGGAAAAUCCUUCUCUAGCUUCGUUCGAAGUGCUGGUACGGCUCAAAUUGUAAUAGAGAAAAAGGUGAUGUAUCUAUUGUUGGUUGUUGCUAUUGCGAAGAGUUUAGGAUAGAACAGAAACUCGAGAAUUUACCAGUGCAAUGCUUCCAUUGGUUGGGCUGCUUGUUGGGACGUUUUUCUAUUCUUCUCAAUCUCAUUUUUGGAGAGAAUAGGGUCGGGCAUCGCUGGUCAAAAGUUGUCCUUUCCCGACUCCUAUUUGACGCUUGCUGUGAAGGAUCAAACAAAGCUUCAUCUCAAGAGCUUCCGAGCAGAAGAGACGAUGAUUGACAACGGCCACUCGUGCAGCUGCUGGUAUAAGAUGUUUCAUUAAUUGCACGAAGAGAUCUGUUGUAGUGUCGGUGCAUCUUCAGCUCACGGUACCAGCGAGAAAGCUAUCUUUUAAUUGCUUAAACUGUACUUUCGCUUCCCUGCACUUGGUCUUCUCGGAUCGUUGCAGCUUCGGUAGCGCCCGGUCAAAGGGGGAUACAACUCCUUCGGUCGUUUCUCGGUGUCCGACCACAUCCUCUGGUCCACCCACCAAUCAAACACUAUAAUUCUAGGACCGUUCAUCCCAUGAAAGUUGUUGGUAAAAUUAAAUUAAAUAGCGAAUGAGAGCUGCUUGUCUAGUGCGCUACUUUUGCUUGCCAACCUCUCAGGCUGUGGCGAAACCACAGGCAAGGCGUGCACUUGCAAGUAAUUUUCAAAUUUCAAUUUGUGGCACUUCUCCAUCGUACGGUGGCAGCGUUUGAUUCGCCGUUUUCAGGAUGAAGAAUAUAUAUUGCCACCGGUCGCGAACAAUACACCUCCCGUACCAAUCGCUCACGGACAGUAACAGUGCGAGCUUUUCGUUUCUUGAGCAACCGAUCGACAAAUUCUUUUUUCUUUCUUUUUUUCCUGAGGCUGAGGCAAUUUCAUUCGCAUCAACGGCUGGCUCUUCUGGGCUGGUGGGCCGUCUAGGCCGUCGUUUUGGGCCACGCACCACCCAGGGCACCCUGGCAUACGUUUGCACCAUUCAUCUUUUUAAACAAAAUUUAUCACCGUUAAACUUCCACUUUCGCGGGUGCGCGCGCCAACCAACGGUUUUUGCAAUUCUGUUUUUGUUACGGAAGCACCGAAUAUCGGCCGUGCUGCUGAUGGGAGAUUUAUUCCGUUCCGAUUUUCAUCUUUACAAAGCACCCUUGGGCCCGAACGAUUCCCGGUGUGGCUGUGGUACGCUGAGGCGAGUCCGUGUUCAGUGAAGUGACGGGUGUGAAAGUGAAAUGUGUGUGUGUGUUAUGCUUUUGCCUCGUUGCUUUUCCAGCGAACAAACAACAUAAAAAUCACAACAAAAAUCAGAAGCUUUCGUCCCUUCCGAGACGAGCUCUGGACGAGGAAGGACGAAUGGGUGUGGGCGGGUUGGUGAAAAGGCGACAAUUUUAUUUUAUCAUCAACUGUCACACGCUUACGUACGUUUAUUUGCGAAAUGCCUCCGUUUGGUGAACGAGCUUGACGGGGGUAGAAGAAGGUACUUGCUAGGAAAACCAUGAAUUUUACUUUCUUUAAUGUUCGUGAAAGCACUUUUGUAUUGAUUGCGACCUAUGGUGUUCGCAAAUGAAAUCAAACUACCGUUAAAGAGUCUAUUUGUUCCGACAUGUGUACGGCAUUGUAUGGUUGAAUCAUUUGAUUUGCAUGCACGGUUGUGAUUUACGAUGAUUUGCUCUUUUAUGAACCCAUUAAAUCGUGUGUGUUUUCGACGUAUGCUACAGUCAUCCAAGCAUU